Molecule: messenger RNA, 4180 nt
Organism: Cavia porcellus (domestic guinea pig)
Lineage: Eukaryota; Metazoa; Chordata; Mammalia; Rodentia; Caviidae
Gene: Usp43
Product: ubiquitin specific peptidase 43
Exons: 15
Coding region: 85-3459 (1124 amino acids)
Biological process (GO): protein deubiquitination
Molecular function (GO): cysteine-type deubiquitinase activity
Source: RefSeq, a predicted model, not a curated record
UAGCUCGCGCGGGCGCCUCUCCGGGGCUGCCCGGGCCUCGGGAGCGGCGCUUGCGGUACGCAGGCCGGGGGCCGCGCGGUGGCCAUGGAGGAGCCGGGGUCGGGGGACGCGGCGGGCGGGGAGCAGCCCGCGCCCCGGCCCCGCCGCCGCCGCUCCCUGCGCCGCCUGUUCCACCGCUUCCUGCUGGCCCUGGGCAGCCGCUCCCUCCCCGGGGAGGCGCCGCCCCGGCCCCAGCCCCAGCCGGAGCUCGGCGCUGGCGACGGCGAGGGGGGCUUCGGCUGCGCCCCGGGCCCGACUCCAGCGGCCCCCGGGAGCCCCGCCGCGGGGCGCCCCCCGGCACCCCAACCCCAGCUCCCCGCGGGCGACGGGGCGCGGCCGCCGGGCGCCCAGGGCUUGAAGAACCACGGUAACACCUGCUUCAUGAACGCCGUGGUGCAGUGUCUCAGCAACACCGACCUGCUGGCCGAGUUCCUGGCGCUCGGGCGCUACCGGGCGGCGCCGGGCCGCGCCGAGGUCACCGAGCAGCUGGCGGCGCUGGUGCGCGCGCUCUGGACCCGCGAGUACACGCCCCAACUUUCCGCCGAGUUCAAGAAUGCUGUUUCCAAGUAUGGCUCCCAGUUCCAAGGCAAUUCCCAACAUGACGCCCUGGAAUUCCUGCUCUGGUUACUGGACCGCGUCCACGAGGACUUGGAGGGCUCGUCCCGAGGGCUGGUGUCCGAGAAGCUGCUGCCUGAAGCCAGUAAAAUCCCUGAGAACCCCCAGUCGUCCUCAGCACAGCUUCCUCUGGGCCAGAGCUUUGUGCAAAGCCACUUUCAGGCACAAUACAGAUCGUCCUUGACAUGUCCCCACUGCCUGAAACAGAGCAACACCUUUGAUCCCUUCCUGUGCGUGUCCCUCCCGAUCCCCUUGCGCCAGACGAGAUUCCUGAGUGUCACGCUGGCCUUCCCCUGUAAGAGCCAGCGGUUCCUGCGGGUGGGCCUGGCCGUCCCCAUCCUGAGCACAGUGGCUGCCCUGCGGAAGAUGGUGGCGGAGGAAGGCGGAGUUCCUGCAGAAGAGGUGAUCUUGGUUGAACUGUACCCCAACGGAUUCCAGCGGUCUUUCUUUGAUGAAGAGGACCUGAAUACCAUAGCGGAUGGAGAUAACGUGUACGCCUUCCAAGUCCCUCUGUGUCCCAGCCAGGGGACACUCUCAGCCCGUCCGUUGGGUCUGCUGCUGUCCCCACGCUUGGCGGCCCGGGAGGGCCAGCGGUUCCCCCUGCCGCUCCCCAGUGAGAACAAGGUGCUCAUCCUCUUCUGCAACCUGGUGGGCUCAGGCCAGCAGGCGAGCAGGUUUGGGCCGCCUUUCCUGAUAAGGGAAGACAGAAGCAUUUCUUGGGCCCAGCUCGAGCAGUGCAUCCUCAGUAAAGUCCGCUAUCUCAUGAAGACUGAGGCCCCUGCACAGAACCUGGGAUCUCUGUUCUCCAUCCGGGUUGUGGGACUGUCCCUGGCCUGCAGCUACUUGUCUCCACAGGACAGUCGGCCCCUCUGUCACUGGGCAGUUGACAGGGCUUUGCACCUCAGGAGGCCCGGAGGCCCGCCCCACGUCAAGCUGGCCGUGGAGUGGGACUGUACCACCAAGGAAUGCCUGUUUGGGAGCCUCCAGGAGGAGCGGGUCCCCGAUGCAGACAGCGUGUGGCGGCAGCAGCAGGCACACCAGCAGCACAGCUGUACCCUGGAUGAGUGUUUUCAGUUCUACACCAAGGAGGAGCAGCUGGCCCAGGAUGAUGCGUGGAAGUGCCCCCACUGCAAAGUCCUCCAGCAGGGCGUGGUGAAGCUGAGCCUGUGGACGCUGCCCGACAUCCUCAUCAUCCACCUUAAAAGGUUCUGUCAGGUGGGGGAGAGAAGGAACAAGCUGUCCACGCUCAUUAAGUUUCCGCUCUCGGGACUCGACAUGGCUCCCCACGUGGCUCAGAGGAGUACCAGCGGCAAGCCGCUGCCCGGUCCCUGGCCCUCCUGGAAGCAGCCAGCCAGCCUGCCCACCACCUACCCGCUGGACUUCCUGUACGACCUGUAUGCCGUCUGCAACCAUCACGGCAGCCUGCAAGGUGGGCAUUACACAGCUUACUGCCGGAACUCUCUGGACGGCCAGUGGUACAGCUAUGAUGACAGCACGGUGGAGCCAAUUCGAGAAGAUGAAGUCAACACCAGAGGGGCGUACAUCCUGUUCUACCAGAAGCGGAACAGCAUCCCUGCGUGGUCGGCCAGCAGCUCCAUGCGAGGCUCCACCAGCUCCUCCUUGUCUGACCACUGGCUCAUGAGGCUCGGGGGCCACGGCGGCAACAGCACCCGGGGCAGCCUGCUGUCCUGGAGCUCUGCCCCCUGCCCCUCCCUCGCCCGCGUGCCCGACUCUCCGGUCUCUACAAACAGCCUCAGCAUCCAGGAGAAGGGGGCCUUGGAGUCCAGACCUUUGGUUCGGGGUGCCCACGGCAGAAGCAUCAGCAUGAAGGCGCCCACCACAUCCCGAGCCAGGCAGGGGCCCUUCAAGACUGUGCCCCUCCGGUUAUCCUUUGGGCACAGGGAGAAGCGACCUGGUGCCUCUGUCGAGUUGGUAGAGUACCUGGAGUCCAGACGCAGACCUCGUCGGUCCACCAGCCAGUCCAUUGUGCCCCUGCUGACGGGCACGGCCGGCGGGGAGGAGAAGUCAGCAUCUCCCAGGUCAAACGGCACCCUCUGUGGCGAAGACAGUGGCCAGGCUAAUGGGAAAGGGCCAGCAAGGGUGCCCUGUCCCUCAGGCUACCCCAACCACCACCCGGCCACUGGAUACUCUGAUGUCCUAAACACAACCAGGACAUGGAAGGAAAGUGCCAGUCAGGAUAUCCGGCUUCCCAAAAAGUUUGACCUGCCCCUCACCGUGAUGCCCUCCCUCGAGAACGGGAAGCCGGCCCGCCCAGAGGGCCAGAAGACCUCAAACUGGAAGGGAAGCCAGAGUAGCCCUCCGUCCCCCUCCACGGGUUUUUCUAGAAACUGUCAGGACAGUGGCCAGGGUACCUUGCCCAAGAUGAGAGCUGCCGCGGACGAAAGGGCCUCUGAGAAAGACAGGUUCCCACAGGGCGCCUUCACCCUGCUGAGGUCCAUGUUUUGGAAGAAGGAGAACAGGAAGACAGACCGGGCCCCCGGCUCCCUGGAGAGUGGCAGGGUGAGCCCCGCAGUGGAUGAGCAGGCUCCAGGCUCGUCGAUUGCACUCAGGAUGCCAGAGGGCCUGGCCAGGGCCCUGGGCGGCCACCUGGAGAGGGAUGUCCGGUCUGCACCCAGCUCUCUCCACCUCCCUCGCAAGGCCGGCAGGCCCCCACGCCCCAGUGCUGCCGGCUUCUCACAGAAGAGCACAUCUGGGGAGCAGACUUCUUACGGCACCUUGCAGAGGGUGAAAUACCACACGCUUUCCUUAGGAAGAAAGAAAACCUUACCGGAGUCCAGCUUCUGAUGGGGCAUUUCUGUCCUGUAUGAAGGGAUGGGAAUUUGCCCUGAGUAAUUGUGGGUGGUCUGUAUUCACGGUGAAUUUUCAGGAAUCCAGUUGUCUUGUGAUCUGUGAAAGAAAAAAAUGUUUUUGUUCUCUAUAACUGAACUCUGGAUGCUUCACAUCCAAAUCACAAUGUCUGAAUACUGUAGGUGCCGUUGUAUGGUUGGGUGCUUUGAUAGAGCCUGGCCACGAGAGGGCGAUGUUGGGCCAACAUUACCAAUUCUAGGCAAGAAGGGAUUAUUUUGUUUUAACGUCACGGUCUGAGUGCCUGUACUAAAAGAAUCCAGGGUCCUAUCAAAUAUUAUCAUUGGCUUCUCUUUUUACUUUCUUUGUUUUUAUACAGUGGGCUUACAAAGGAAACCUUUUCCUUUGAAAGCUUCUGUGCAUAAACAUAAAAGAUGCCAAAACAGAACCAAAUAAUAAAGGGAAAAGAUGAUAUUUAGGAGAAGACGAGGUUUUAGGACAGAUGGAAAAAAAUGGUUGCUAUUUUAGGAGAGUAUUUAAUAUAUAACAAAAUGACUAUUACACUUUUGCAGAUAUUUUAAAAAGAUAACUAUUUUGAUACCGGAGGAAAAAAGCAAGCUUUAAAAAAAGUGUAACUAUGAGACCCAAGUGUCAUUUUAAUAAAAUCGUGUCGGUGACAUGUACGGGUGGCUGGCUGCAUUAUUAAAGUUUGAUAAAUGGC